CGCGUAAUCAGUUCGUGUCGGUCAGCCGAAGCGUGCGGUUCAGCAUUCCGCGACACUAGUCGACUCGGUGUACACUACCAAGUGAGAAAGUCCCCUUCCCUGUGUCUAUUUCCAGUUUGUGAGCGUGAAUGUGUGUUUGUGCAUAGAAAGAGCUCUAUUGCGGAAACAAUGUGACAAAGUGUACCCCCGGUCAACAGUACCAACACACCAGUGAAUGUUGAAGUGGAACAGUUGUCGUGCCUUAUCGUUGUGUAUAGUGCCAACUUCUUUGCCUCUGCUGAGGCGCAAAUAAAAUAUAAAAAAGCAUAACGCUGUAUAAGUUUGUUCUAGGAUUAAAGCAACAGCAGCAUCAACAGCUUGCCCCGGUAAAAUAAUGACCUAUCAUGCCGCAUCAGUAUUUCUUACACUUUGCCUCACGCUCGCCACGAUCCCGUACGACCGGUGUGUCCUUGCCAUACCGACCAACGCCGAGCCACCGAAGGAAAUAGUCUACCCCAAAUGUACCGGACCGGGUGAGCCGGGUCAGUGCCAAACGUUCGACUAUCGGUACCGGUUCGAGCAGACGAUCAACAACUGUACGCAGUUCAUCUGGGGCGGCUGCGGUGGCAAUCUGCAGAACAAUUUCGAAACGUACGAGCAGUGCAUGCAGCAGUGUGCUAAUGAAACACAGACGCCCCAACCGCCCGUCCCGCUAACGACCACGGUCGAUCCGUCCUCGACGAGCGUCCGCACCCAGACGCAGGAGGCAUGGUCGCUGCACUCGUCCAGCAGCACGCUCGCCCCCGUGCCGGACGAGCUCCGGGGGUCCGAGCUGACGUUCAAGGAGACGGGCUACGAGAAAACGUUCAUGUUUGCCAAAAACAACACCUUCAUCCAGAUGGACGGUGAAACCAUCCAGACGUUUCAGCUCAGGCUGUGCCGGGAGAUCUCGUUCCAGUUUCGGACGCGGCUGCCGCACGGGCUGCUCGUGUAUCACAACGUCAAGACGCCCGCCGGUGUAAAGCUCGAUCCGUACGCGCUGUACGUGAUCGUGGAGAAGGGCCAGCUGAAGGUGGUGCACGUGUUCGGGAACCACUCGACCAGCGUCACGGUCGGCGAAGGGCUCAACCGGGACGAGUGGCACAGUGUCAUGGUACGCAUCGAUGUGCACGGCGCUCGACUGAUAGCUCGCGUCGACAACAACAAGGAGGAGGUGUACCUAAAGGGAUUAAAUCACGAAACCAAUUACGGCGUAUCCAUCAACCUGAUGUCGGUCGUGCUCGUCGGUGGACUCAGCUCGGAAGAGAAGCUGCACGGUGUGAAGUACAUAAUUGAGUCGUUUGUCGGCUGCAUCCGGAACGUGGUGCUCAGCUCGGGCAAGGCCGCCUCGGACCUGCUCCCGAUAACGCCCCUGAUCGCGACCAAGCACGAGAACGUCAAGGAGGGCUGCCGGAACAAGUGCCACUCGCGGCAGAAUCUCUGCUUUACCGGGUCGCGCUGCAUCAAUCACUACUACGACAUCUCGUGCGAUUGCUUCGGCACCAAGUACGAGGGUGAACACUGCGACAUCUACACCGCAACUGUAUUAACGCUGCGAGGUUCGAGCUACGUGUCCUACCGCAUCUACGACUGGAAGGAUCGGGUGCACUCGCCCAUCACCCGCAUCAGCAUGAUGUUCAAGACAAACUACGACGAUUCGGCCCUGUUCUACGCGAGUGGCGAAUCGCUGAAGCCACAGUACAUUGCUGCCUCCAUCAAGAACCACUCCGCCUACAUUGAGAUGGACUUUGGCGAUGGGGUUAUGAGCGCAACGCUCGGCCAAGACCUAACCCGGCACUACUGGCACAAUCUCACCAUACUGCACGAACACGACAAGGUGAUCGCCAUCCUGGACGAUCACGUGCGCAUCCUGGACCUGCUCGGACCGAUCCACAAUCUGCUGUUCGAUCCGGAAAUCUACUUCGGCGGCGGUCCGAACCUGAGCAAGCGGAAGGGCCUUGCCUCGAGCAACAACUUUGUCGGCUCGCUCAAGUACGUCUUCUACAACGACGUGUCGGUGCUGUUCGAGCUGAAGAAGGGCAACCCGAAGGUGCACUAUAUCGGCGUGCUGCAGGAGGAGUUCUACGAGGCGAACGUGGAGGUGAUACCGAUCACCUUCUCGUACGCCAAAUCCCACAUCUGGUGGCCGAUGAACAAUCCCGACACGCUGUCGCUCAAGUUCGACUUCAAGAGCAGCAAAGCGACCGCCGUCCUCGCGUACAGCGAGGUGAAGACGAGCGAAGGGAACGGAUUUUGGGAGCUCCGUUUAGCCACCGACCGGCUCAGCUUCGAUCUCUGCCCGGACGUGAAAAGCAACAUCACCCACACGACGUACAUUCGCAUCGAAAACCCAACCUCCUGGCACUCGAUUCAGCUGACGUACGAGCGGAACGACAUCAAGUUCGUCGUAGACUAUCGCCAUUCGGUCACACAGAUGUACGGACUUUCCUUCAACAUUGGCGAUAAGCUCAUCAUCGGCAGCAGCUUGAAAGCGGCAGCAUCCGGUCUGGUCGGCUGUUUGCGGGAUCUCAAAAUCAAUGGUGUUGAAAUUGAGCCACGCUAUCUGGUGAAAAGCGAGCGGGUGGUGGGCGAUGUUUCGCUCGACAACUGCAAGUACGUGGAUCCGUGCAAGAAGCCCAACACCUGCGAGCAUGGUGGCAAGUGUGCGGUAAAGGAUGACGGUAUCAUCUGUGACUGCAAGGACACGGGCUACAUUGGCAAGAACUGCCAUUUUACCAAGUUCCGCAAGACUUGUGAGGAGUUGGCGUUGCUCGGGUACUCCAAGUCGGACGUGUACUCGAUUGACAUUGACGGGAAUGGGGUGUUUCCGCCGGCGAGGGUCAAGUGUGACUUUCAGAGUUUGGCAAACGCGACCAAAACGAUCGUGGAGCACAACUUGCCGUCGCAGGUCGAUGUGCGGUCGGCGACGGAUGAGGACUUUAGCUUUAACAUACAGUACCGGGAGUUUAGUGCGGAGAUGCUGCAGGAGCUGAUCUCGCAUUCGCUGUACUGCACGCAGUACAUUAAGUACGAUUGCAUCAAGGCACCGCUGGAGCUGCAUUCGUCCACGUGGUUUAAGUCGUCCAGCAAUAACAACACGGUGGAUUCGCUUGGAGAGGUUAAAAGAGGUACAUGCCCGUGUGCGAUAGGGAAGAAUUGUGAGGAUUUGAACCAUUCCUGCAACUGCGAUGCCAAUCUCAACCGCUGGCUGUCGGACGAAGGAUACUACAAGGAGCCACCGAAUCUCGGCAUCACGCAGAUGUACUUCCUGCAGCAGAAAAACCUUGACGAGGAGUCACAAGGUCGGGUCACACUCGGACCACUGGAAUGUGUGGAAACAAAUACCCAAAAGUAUGUCGUCACAUUCACCACCUCUCAGUCGUACAUUGAGGUGCCCGGAUGGCGCAAGGGUGACAUUGCGUUCUCUUUCCGCACGACCGGCGAAAAGGCUAUUCUGCUGUUCCAGCCACCGAUUCGGUCCAACUAUCCAUCGUUUAUGGUGGCGUUGACCGGUGACUACCAGCUGACGUUUAACUUUACGCUCAACACUGGCACACCGAAGACGCUGGUGAUCGACACAAACCGGAAGCUGAACGGAGGGGAGUGGCACAAGAUCUGGAUCGAUUACAACGAGCAUCAUGUGCGGUUUAUGAUCAACACCGACACGCGCAUGGUAGAUCUGCAGCCGGAGGAAGAGUUUGGACCGUUCGAGGGCAGCAUGUUUAUUGGAGGAGCUCCAACGGAAAUCUCGAAGAAGUACACCGUUAAGCAAGGUCUCAUCGGUUGCUUCCGCGGGCUGGUCGUGAACGGAGAGAUCCUCGACAUCUACAGCUUCAUGUCGGUACAUCUGUCGGAAAUCAUUAAAGACUGUAAGCCGUCCUGUGUGCCGAAUCCUUGCAAGAACGGUGCCUACUGCCGAGAGCUGUGGAGUACGUUCGAGUGCGUCUGCCAGAACCGGUGGGCUCAUCUGGGACAGCACUGUGAGACAAACAUCAACGAAGAUGCGCUAACGUUCAUCAGUCGUGAAUCUUAUCUGAAGCGUAACUACCUGUCCGAUCCGGAGGAUAUGCGCGAUGAACGGGAAAAGCUGCGCGCCAUCCUGAACUCCUCCCUGCUGGUAAAUCUGCGCACGUACGAUAGGCAUGCGUUCGUACUGUACGCAAACGAUCACUAUAACAACUUCAUCCACCUGUACCUGACCGACCAAAGUGAGAUGGUGUAUCUGUACAACUAUGGCAGCGAUAUCGUGAACCUAACGAUCGAGCACAGCGAGCUAAACAAUGCGCGAAGCAUUCAGGUUGCGGUAAUACGCACGGAAACCAACACCACGCUGUACGUGAACGAGAAGAACGUGACGGUGGAGCGUGGCUUUCUCCUGCUCGACGAGUACUCCAACAAACCGUGGACCAAUCCGGAGCUUGAGGUACUGUCUCCACAUCGUCCGCCGGCACCACCGACCGAAUACUUCCAGUUCAACAUCGGUGGCUACGAUCCGGCCAACCUGCUGCGCCCCAAUCAAGACACAACGGAGCUGGAAGGGUACAUCGGUUGCAUUCGAGGACUUAAAAUUGGAGAGAAUCUUAUCUCGCUGCGUGAAAUGGCCACCCAGAAUAAUGCACACGUAACCGACGGUGUGCUGAACGGCUGCCAGAUGAAGUGUGACGCGGAGCCGUGCAAAAACGGGGGCAUCUGUACGGAGAACUUUGUGCGGCAGGAGAGCACCUGCAACUGCGAGCACACCAGCUUCCUCGGCGAGUUCUGCUCGGAGGAGAAGGGGGCCAGCUUUAGCGGGGAGGCGACGCUCCUACGCCGCCUAGCGCUGGCCGACACCGUCGGCUCGGUCCGGCUGCAGCUCGCCUUCUCGAGCAACGAUAUGCGGCGGGCGAACCGGGUGAUGCUGUUGCUGCAGUCGCGGAACGACCGCAGCUACUACCUGAUGGUGGCCAUCACCGCGGAAAACCAUCUGUACAUCGAGGAGGACCGGGAGGGCGCCACGUACGCGGCCCGCAUCGAGGGCAACUUUAUGGACGAUGCGCGCCACUCGGUGUACUACACGCGGCACGGCGACGAAGCGUCGCUGCUCGUCGACCGGGCGCAGAUACCGAUACGGGCGGUGGCGAACAAACCGCUCGUGCCGGUGCCGGACCCGGGUGCCAAUCACGUCCAGAUCGGGGGCGUUAAUACGACCGAUCCGCGCUUUGCCGUGUACAAAAGCUACGACGGCUGCCUGUCGAAUAUCUUCAUCCAGGUCAAUAAUGAAACGAUGAAACCGCUGGAGGAGUACAUGCUGUUCACGAAGAGCGAGGCGGAAACCAUUACCGUGAUCAACUCGCAGGGCGUACGGUCGGCCCAGUGCAAGCAGUUCGAUGUCAUCCAGAAGCUGACGCCCUUCAACGAGCCGGCACUCAACAUGACUUCGGUUAUCGACAAGAACUGGGUGGUCGAUGCACCGACGCGCCUACCGUACAAAGCGGUCUACUUUGAUCCGUCGACCAAGGAGGAAAAAACGCAGGUCGUGUUCAUCACGCUCACCGCCAUCUUUGUCAUCAUCGUGGUGUGCUGCCUGAUCGAGGUGUACCGGUCGGACCGGGAGUACCGCAAGCGCAUCGAGCGCCAGACGGACGAGGACAUUAUCUGGAGCAAGGAGCAGGCGGCCAAAAUGCAGAUCGAAACGUCCACCACGAACGUGAAGGGAUUUUCGUACAAAUCGAUCCCGAGCGAUGAGAAGAAGGACAAUGGAGCGAAACCGUUGGUGGGCAUACUGAAGAAUGGCAGCGUGACGGCGGCGUCCGAAAAGCCACCACCAGUAGCCGCAGCGCCGGUGGAAAGUCCUACGCAAAGCAACGGUACGGCCGAAACUGGUGGCAUUCGUGACAGCCAACUGCUCGACCACGAGCUGCAGUGGGAAUCGCUUGCAGCGGAAGAGAACGAAGCGCUGCUAAAGUCCGCACAGCAUCCUACGGAGCAACAAUCGCGUCGCGACGGCGAAAGCAACGGGGUGGACGGUCCACGUGCGCGUAUCGCCAACGGUAAUCACCACCACCACCGCGUGACCGAUCUGGACGAUCCGUCCGACGGGCACGAGGAGGACAGCGAGCUAACCGACAACCCGGUAAAAGUAAGCUUUGCCAAAAACACCAUCAUCACCAAUUCUCACCCACCAAACGCGAGGAAAACACCGCCCAAGCUGACCCUAACGCAUCCACCCGAAUCGCUCCUGGCGGAUGGACCGGCAACACCAACGGCCACCACCACCGCUGUUGGACCGCUGCCGGUCGCCAUGAUGACAUCGACACCGCUCACCAAUGGGCUGCGGUCGCGCGGCCCACGGCAAGUGUCCUGGGGUCCGCCGCCACCGCCCGCACUGAUUAGUGCCAACCCGUUGCCGUUCAAAAUCGACGAAACGCCCGAAUCGCCGGCGUAGCUCCCUUUUUCGAUCCAUCUCUACCACUCCUCUAUUUUAUCUGUAUGUUUGUGUGUGUGUUUGUGAGUGUAUGUGUGUGUGCGUUUGUGUGAUUUAAUUUGUGCGUGUUGGGAUGUGCGCGCGGUCAUUACUGGGCAUUACUGUAUCUGUGUUGAAUGGGCUGCGCUGUGCUUGCGAACGGUACACGGCUCUCUAUGUGUAUGUUGUGUGUGUGUGUGACUGUAUACAAUGGGUGGUAGGCAACUGGGCAACGAGCUAGGACAUUCCCAAACUGUGUCUAUCUCUCCUUUUACCCUUAAGUGUCACACGUCGAUGGUCGAUUAAUGAGGUAACGCGUGCGCAAUUGUAAAGUUCUCACUGUUCUCACUGUAAAAAGGAUUUAGGCCUAUCCAACUAUUUUUUAUCCUCUCUCUCUCUAUCUCAGCCUAGCUACCUAAAACGCCAACUAGGCGACUCCUUCUGACUGCGUAAAUAAAGUAAUUUGAUAAAUCGA
Molecule: messenger RNA, 6935 nt
Organism: Anopheles arabiensis
Lineage: Eukaryota; Metazoa; Arthropoda; Insecta; Diptera; Culicidae
Gene: axo
Exons: 21
Coding region: 374-6442 (2022 amino acids)
Molecular function (GO): serine-type endopeptidase inhibitor activity
Source: RefSeq, a predicted model, not a curated record